Molecule: messenger RNA, 2652 nt
Organism: Octopus bimaculoides (California two-spot octopus)
Lineage: Eukaryota; Metazoa; Mollusca; Cephalopoda; Octopoda; Octopodidae
Source: RefSeq, a predicted model, not a curated record
AGAAACUGAGUGAAUGAUGGAGCGAGUAAAGAAGUGAAGGAGAAAGAGAAAUUAAGGGUGACAGUGUGUGUGCGUGUGUGAAAGAGAGAGAGAGAGAGAGAGGGUCGAAAGAGACAGAAAUAGAGAGAGAGAGAGAGAGAGAGAGAGUGAGAGAGUGUGUGUGUGAGAGAGAGAGAGAGUGUGUGUGUGUUUCCUCAAAGCGAAACACGGAUGAAAUGAGAGGAGCCGAGCCAUUUGUAAACAUCUUGACUACGUCUAUGUUUCGGAGCUGUUAUUUACAACCAGUCUAGUUUGAACACAAGUGGACAAAUGUGUACAUACCUGGGUGAAAUGAUAUAAUAUACAACUGUGUGAAGACCAGUCAAGAUAGAAGUUAAUUGAAAACCAUGGCUCUAAAUCCCUCGUGUGAGGCGGCUGUUGUUGUGGGGCUUGAAACAUUUGCGCGUCCUUACUGUAAAAUGAAACCGCCGGAUAUUCCAAUUUGGUUUAACCAGACAUUCAUUAAGAAGCUACGCAACAGCAGCUGUUGGCAGUUCUAUCUAAAGCAGUGCAUGCCACCACCUAAGGGACACUUCCAGGAGAACCAUCAUACUACCACUAUUACUGUGAUCGUAUUUGUCUUCCUAAUUCUUGGAUUAGUGAUUCUUUUCUUUGUAUUUAAUCGACAUUGGCGAUUUGGCCAUAUCGUAUCGAAUGUGGUAAGGAAACGAUUCAGUCAAAACAAAAUGAACAAUGAAAAACUUUCCAGACAAUCAGCGCAGUGUAGUUACCGAAUGGAUACUCCUGAGGGUGAACGAUUACUUGAAGGAGAGGCCGCAGAAGCUGUUAAACUCGACAAUCAAUGUUAAUAUUGCUUCUACGUAUGCUCUAAAUUCAGGAAGAUGAAAAAAAGAAUUGAGUUAUAGUUGCCGGAUAUACAAACUUUAUCAGUUAAAAGAAAGAAAUGGAUUCUUCGCUUUUUUCCCCCCAUUUAUUGCCAAACUGAUGAAAAUAACGUCGAGGCUGUGACAAACAAACUGAAAUCAACGAUCGAUCGAUAAAGAUAAUCAUAUGGAAGUAUUCAACGAGUGAUACUUAGGGAUAAUAAUAAUAAUAAUGAUAAUAAUAAUAAUAAUAAUAAUAAUAAUAAUAAUAAUAAUAAUAAUAAUGAUAAUAAUACCUAGAAGGGCAAUUGAUGAGAGGAUAUUACAGGGACAUAUGAAAUGUUUGUGUGUGUGUAUGUGUGUGUGUGUGUUCAUGUAUGUGCGAGUAUGGGGAAAUUUACAAUGAAAUCGAAUGAAAUGACAUGAAAAGUGAAUAUGAAAGUCCUAACGGGAAGACUGCCACUUUGGGCCAAAUAGUGCAGCCCUGCAGAUUGAGGAUUACCUCGACUGCCGAAGAUAAUUGUCCUCUCUAAGCUGUAUUCUCCGACCUACUGGCAGAUUCAGAACUGGGCUGCACUUUCCACUCUGACGCAUCUUUCAACAAACUUAUAUUAGAGGGCAGCAUCUUUCUUUCCACCCUCACCUAUUCUAAAUGGAAAUUGAGAAAGUCCACUCAACAUUAGAAAUAAAUUGUUACAUGUCCGAUGUCUAUAAUAAUAAUAAUAAUAAUAAUAAUAAUAAUAAUAAUAAUAAUAAUAAUAAACUAAUGAACUAUUUUAAAAAAGUAUUAUAGAAUUCUAAUUUUACAAAUUUCAGGUAUUUAUGCCUCCCUUUUAUUUUCUUUGAAUCUAUAUAUGCCUUCGGUUCUGUUUAGAAUUUUUCAAAUUUGUCGAGUUGACAGAAACUAUAGCGUACCAGAUUAAAUGCUUAAGCCAUUUAAUCUUAUUCUUCUACAUUCUGUGUGAAUCCCUCGCAGAGGUUGACAUUUCUUUCUAUCUCUUCCGGGUCGAUAAGUUAAGUACCAGUAAAAUAUUGCGGUCGAUUCAGUCGGCUUUAUAUUUCUCGUAUACAAGGUUUUGUAGCUGUGCCUCAACAUGAGUAAUCGAAUAUUAGUCCAUAUUGCAUUAGAGUGGAAGAGUAAUUAUCUCGGCACUUGAAAGAUAUUUCGCUUUUUCUUAAAACAUUAAUGACAUUACAAAGGCUUGAAUGCCACAACAAUUUAGUUCUUUUCACCCAUAAAGCUGGGCUUUGUGCGUAAUUAAAAGCAAGCCCUUCAAUGUGAAUCCAUAUAUUUUAUCCUAAACGCUGUGAUCUAAGUUAAGCUCCUAGUGGGCCAAAUAAGUCCGCAUCGAGUUUCGACUCGUGGUUGUAGCUACGACACUUAACAUUCCUAAAUGUUCUUGAAAAAGGGAUAAACGUCACACAAGUCUCAUUUACUUAUCUAUACAAAUCUGGGGCCACGUGCCGAAGAAAACUAAAUAAACAAUAAUUUGCCGUACAUUUCAAACUAAUAAACAUUCUUUUAUGAUUUUUCAAUUCUCAUUUUCCAUAUUUAUUUCUUUUUCUUGUUAAUGUUGUUACUCACUCGACAAAAUAAUCCUCGCCAAAAACAAUAAAAUCAAAGACACAUAUAAUAAGAUUCUUGAUUCAUAUUUUCAUAUAAUUAGUCGAAUUUCCAUUCCAGUUCUAUUGAUUAAGCAUAUACUUCACUUUCAAAUUAUUUCUUGUUGAUACAUUCCCUCAGCACUUGAAUAAACUUUCGUCCAAUAUCACUGUUUAUUGUUUCAGA